Molecule: messenger RNA, 501 nt
Organism: Camelina sativa (false flax)
Lineage: Eukaryota; Viridiplantae; Streptophyta; Magnoliopsida; Brassicales; Brassicaceae
Source: RefSeq, a predicted model, not a curated record
AUGUGGAUCUACAGCACCAUAUCCUCCUCUCUCCUUGACACUAUUCUCAAGACUCGAGAGAUCUGGGUAUCCAUUGAGAAUCUCUUCCGAGACAACAAGGAGGCUCAAGCUAUCCAACUUGACAACAAACUCCGCUCACUCACCAUCAGCGAUCUCUCGGUCCAUGACUACUGCCAGAAGCUGAAGACUCUCUGCUCACUCACCCCUAUCACCGAACGUGUACUCGUUAUGCAUAUGCUCAAUGGUCUCACCGAGAAAUACGAAAACAUCGUCAACAUCAUCAAACAUCGUCAACCCUUCCCAUCGUUUGCCACUGCUCGCUCCAUGCUCGCCGAGGAGGAACGACGUCUCUCCAAACAGGUCAAAACAACCUCCGCCUCGCUUGAUUCCUCCUCACACAGUGCGCUCUACACAUCCUCCGGCCAUAACAGCAACAACUCUCAUCGUGACAACAACUCCAACAGAGGUCCCUACAACAGCGGUAAAAAUAACAACGGUUGA